AUGGGAAGGCUAGUGGUAACAAUACUGCUCGUGCUGUGCUUGAUCUUCCUGACGACGUGUUCAAUCUCGACGCGCGCGGCGAUGGCGUCCCGUGCGCACGGCAACCUCCGGCGAGGUCUAGAGCGAGCCAUGCGCGGCCGCCUGCUUGCGGACGGGACGGCGUCGCCACCAGGAGGGGCGGUCGUGCCCUCCCACUGGACCCCGGGGCUCUAUAACGUGGCGAACUUCACCAUCGGCACGCCGCCGCAGGCCGCGUCGGCUUUCAUCGACCUCUCCGGGGAGCUUGUCUGGACGCAGUGCUCGCUGUGCCGCCGCUGCUUCAAGCAGGAUCUGCCCGUGUUCACCCCAAACUCGUCGUCCACCUUCCAGGCGGCGCCGUGCGGCGGCGACGUCUGCAAGUCCAUCCCGACGAGCAACUGCUCCAGCAACAUGUGCUUCUACGACGGCCCGCUCACCUCGCUGGGCGGGAACACCUUCGGGUUCGCCGCCGCCGACAAAUUCACCAUUGGGACGGCCACGGCGAGCCUCGGAUUCGGGUGCGUCGUGGCUAGCGACAUCGACACCAUGGGAGGACCCUCCGGGUUUAUCGGGCUAGGGAGGACGCCAUGGUCGCUCGUCGCACAGAUGAAGCUCACCAAGUUCUCCUACUGCCUGGUGCCACACGACAGCGGGAAGACCAGCCGGCUGUUCCUCGGCUCCUCCGCCAAACUCGCCGGCGGCAAGAGCGCCACGGCGCAGCUAGUCAAGACCUCCCCAGGCGACGUGCUGAACCAAGAUUACCCACUCCAGUUGGAAGGGAUAAAAGCCGGCGACGCGGUGAUCUCGCCGCCUCAGGGAGCCAGCACCAUCCUGGUCCACACUGUCGCGCCGGUCAGCUUCCUGGUGGACAGCACGUACCAGGACCUCAAGAAGGCGGUGAUGAAAGCCGUCGGCGCCGCGCCGACGUCGAAGCCGGUGGAGCCUUUCGACCUCUGCUUCCCGAAAGCAGGGGUCAGCGGCGCGCCAAGCAUCGUCUUCACGUUCCAUGGCGCCGCCGCGCUGACGGUGGAGCAGCCGAAGUACCUGAUCGAGGCAGACAAGGACACGUUGUGCUUGGCGAUCCUGAGCACGUCGUGGCUGAACUCGACGGAGUUGGACGAGAUGAACAUCCUGGGGAGCUUGCAGCAGGAGAACAUCCACAUGCUCUUCGACCUCGACAAGGAGACGGUCUCCUUCGAACCUGCAGACUGCAGCUCCCUCUCCUGAUCAAUGGCGGCUAGCUGCUUCUUGCUGGAAGCUCUACCGUACUGUUCCAGCGUCCAUGUGUGCACAGUACUACAGUGUGCAGGUGUGCAUGUUCAUAGUCAGAAUAACGCAGCCA
Oryza brachyantha (malo sina) is the source of this 1360-nucleotide messenger RNA. RefSeq names its product aspartic proteinase nepenthesin-1-like. Bases 1 to 1245 code for a protein of 414 amino acids. The record is from RefSeq and is a predicted model, not a curated record. The transcript has a single exon. Gene Ontology annotation, cellular component: extracellular region. Lineage: Eukaryota; Viridiplantae; Streptophyta; Magnoliopsida; Poales; Poaceae.